GAUUGCUACGGCGAACUUUCGUCUCCAUGACAAUAACGGACGCAUGUCAAAACAGUAUCGAUUAAUUUUAAUUCUGCCAGAACGUGGAAAGAGAAACAUGGGGUUCGGGACUGAUUGGAAGUGGUUAUAAGGGUGGAUAGUGAUCUCAAGCUUCGUCCCCCUGCGAGAUCUAGUAGCUUGUUUUUAUAUUCAACAUGACCGACACCAGCCCUAGAUCUGAAAACGUCAAAGUUGUCGUAAGAGUCAGACCACUUAGCGAAUCGGAGAAAACUGCCGGUUACAAAAAUGUUGUCAAAGUUGAUUCAGUCAAUAAUAGUAUCAUUCUCCGGCAACAGCCAAAUAGUGGCAAUAGCGCUAACCAAUCGUACAGCAAUGUGGAUAGAAGCUUUGUGUUCGACUCUGUGUUUGAUCAAGAAUCGUCUCAGAUGGAAGUCUACAACCAAGCAGCCCGGCCUAUAGUCCAGAAUGUCUUGGAGGGCUACAACGGUACCAUCUUUGCGUAUGGACAAACAGGAACAGGAAAGACUUUCACAAUGGAAGGCAAUCCUCAGGCCCCUGAAUUGAGAGGAAUCAUUCCAAAUUCUUUUGCACACAUAUUUGGUCAUAUUGCUAAAGAAUCAGAGAGAAAAAAGUUCUUGGUUCGUGUCUCUUAUUUGGAAAUCUACAACGAAGAAGUCAGAGAUUUGCUUAGUAAGAAUCAAAGUGUUCACCUGGAAAUCAAAGAGCGACCCGACGUUGGCGUGUAUGUCAAAGACCUGUCGACGUAUGUUGUGAACAACGCAGAAGACAUGGAACGAAUUAUGACGAUGGGCAAUAAGAAUCGCUCAGUAGGUGCUACGCAGAUGAACAUCCAUUCUUCACGUUCUCACGCCAUUUUCACUGUUGCAGUCGAAUGCAGUGAAAAAGCAAUCGAUGGAAACAGUACUCUUCAUGUUGGGCGACUCAAUCUAGUGGAUUUGGCUGGAAGUGAAAGACAAACAAAGAGUGGUGCAUCAGGCCUCCGUCUGCGAGAGGCUUCCAAGAUCAAUUGGUCCCUUUCCACACUCGGAAACGUAAUUUCGUCUUUGGCUGACGGCAAGGCUUCACACGUUCCAUACCGUAAUUCGAAAUUGACUAGGCUGUUACAAGAUUCUCUCGGUGGCAACGCCAAAACGCUUAUGUGUGCCAAUGUCGGACCGGCGUCUUUCAACUAUGAUGAAACUUUGAACACACUUCGUUAUGCAAGCCGGGCCAAAAAUAUUCGAAACAAAGCCCGUAUCAACGAAGAUCCAAAAGAUGCGUUGCUCAAACAAUUUCAGAGGGAGAUCGAGGAGCUUCGCCGUCAGUUGGAAGAAGUGGGCAGUGCUAGUUCUGAUGAAAGUGGCGACGAAAACUACGAACUGCGCAAAGACAAGAAGCGGAAACCCCGAACAGAGAGUGAAAGAGCAGCCGUUAAGGCAAAAAUUGAUGAAGAGCGACGAUUGGUGAUGGAAAGCAGCCAACUGGCAGAAGAAGAGCGUAAGCAAGUAGCGCAAACAUUGGCGGAACAGGAAAAAGAACUCCAAACUGCAGCGGAAGAGGAAAUGCGUCUCAGACAAAAAUUAGCUUCAUUGGAGAGCAAAGUCAUCGUAGGAGGUGAAAAUCUACUGGAUCGAGUGGAACAACAAGCUAGUCUGCUGGAAGAGGCGAGAAAAGAAUUGGAAAUACGAAAGGCCAAAGAAGAUUUAUUACGUCAGCAGCUGCAAGAGAAAGAAGCCGAGCGCAUUGACAUGGAAGAACGUUAUAGCUCGUUGCAGGAAGAAGUACAAGGUAAGACGCGCAAGCUUCGCAAAGUUUGGACGUUGCUGCAUUCGUCCAAGAGCGAAAUCGAAGACAUGCGACAAGAACAUCAAACGCAAAUGGAACAGCUACUCGAAGGUGUGCGUCAGCUUUCUAAAGAAUUGAAGCUGUCUACUUUGAUCGUCGAUCAAUACAUUCCGGCUCCUUAUCAGCAAAUCAUCGAGCAACAUGUGAACUGGAGUGAGGAGUACGGUGAAUGGCAGCUGAGAGGCGUGGCUUACGCUGGCAAUAACAUUAAUCAGUACAAUUCUCCACGCCGCUCUGCUCGUUCUACAUACAGGCCCGAACUGGAUCUUAGCUACGUGUAUCUCUCCUAUGAUGACAUCAUUGGUUUAUCUGAUCCCGUGCGACCAAAAUCAGCGAAAAUGAAAUCGCGAUCGGCAACCAGUGCUCGUCUUACAAGCAAAGGGGGGCGAGCUCCCUCAGCUCAACGAACAAAGUAAACUUCAACGGAAUACUCCCUAGUCAACAAACGCACGUAAACGUACCAUUGUAUAAUUUAAUAAUUCCAACUUUUGGAUGCCCCAACCACCUAAAUAAAAAGGAUUUAAUUCCUAAAUGUGUGGUAAAGCAAUCUAUUCUGCUUUAAGUGACAGCUUUUUGAUGAAGUGCAAGGCCAUCAUUUGUUUACACGGUGGCUGAAAGUAAAACAAUAUAUUACAGGUCUCGCCACCUGUCACAACACUCAUUUUUGUCUAUCGCGCUUAUCAAAAGCAACAGUCAUUGUGAUAACAAGGAUGUUGCUGGAAGCGUCCAAUUGGCAGAGGAAUUCUUAAUUAAAGUAGAUUUCCAACGACGCAGUGACGAAGAAUGGUUACAUCAGUUCGACUAACAUGACUGUUAAAAUUGUUGCAUAAUAUUGUGUACGACUUACGUAUGAAUUUGAAAGGAAAUAUCUCGUUUGAACUGUAUUGGCAGUCAACCAAUCAGCAGUUGGCUUAUGCAAUGUUGGUUGACGUCAUGGGUGCUAAACAGCAACCUCUAUCAAGCUUUUGCUUCCAUUAUGGCCGACAUUCUAUAGCUGGCUUUCAAGGAUUCACAUAGCACAGAACGAGCACGUUGCGUAGAAUUUACUUUGUUUUUUCACUUUGAUUCUUUUUAGUCCAGUAAAGUUUUGAUUACUCGGCCGUCAUCUUAACAACGGAUUAAUCGAGAAAGUGUUGCGAGUUCAAACGUUUCUCAUUCGCCUUUUCAAAAGUAAAGGAAUGGGUAUAUCACUGAAAAAUUCACGUUUAAUUCUACCGAACAAGAACCCUAAAUUGGCUGCAUUUACCAACUGUCAUUGUGGCCAUUUUGGUCAUUACUCACAACAUAGAACCCUAUUCGCUUGUUUAUCUGUUACAGAAGAACCGUGGCAUUCUGAGAAGCAAAACAUCUUGAAGCAAAGCAGCAAUGUCUGUUAAAUCAAUGAUGGGUUACAUUAGAGGGUCUGAAGAUUGUUACAGAACACCUGCAUCGAGUGACUUGAUACCCUUCAAUAAGAUGACCAGUAUGCCGUCUGCCAGCAACUGUGUUAUGUUGGACAACUAUCCAAUCCAGAUAAAAAAGGAGAUAGAACAAUUUCCAGGCACCAAGUUUUUUCAGCCACCACGCUUUCUAGUGGGCGGUUAUGUGGGCAGUAAAAUUUGUGACAAAAAUGGGUCAGUUAACUAUUCAGAUCUGCUUGGACAUAUAUUUGCUACAGUGACGUCUUUAACACCCAUUCCUACUCAGAGGAAAACAUAUGAUGAAGGAAAUUGGCGGAAAAGGCCUAUGCCAGCUCCUAAAAGUUGUCCCAGAGUGGUAACAGCAAUCAACAGUGAAAUUCUCGCUCCCAGCGUAGUGAUAUCCUCCCCCGCAGUGACGCAACAAACAAUUUUACCCAUUUCGCCACCUAUAAAACCUACGCCUCCAGAAAACAAACUUAGCCCUUGUCGGACAGCGAGCGAAAGCUCGGAUACUAGCUGGGCAAGUGUUAAUCCAGAAGAAAAUCGAGAUGUGCUCUUCUCUAACCCGUGGCUGAGCAACAUCGUUGUUUGUGUUAGUGACAGCGAUGACGCAGACGACUCUACUUCGGACUGGGACGACGUUGAAGAUUUCCAAAGCGAAAACGGCGAAGUUAUUAGUGACUUUAAAUGGAAUGGUGACUCACUGUCUCCCAUAUCGUCACCCGUUAGUCGGACGCCCCCGACUCCAGCCGCUGCCUUAGACGACUACGAUAGCGAUGAGAGUGAUGGUGUGUUGAUUUCUUGUGGUCACGGGUAUUUUGUCGACGAGGAAGAAGAAGCCAGAGAACGCAAAUUGGCGGAGGAGCGCAUUCACGAUGCCAACAGCAGAUGGAACCAGCAAAUGUCUGCAGAUGUCGACCAAAUUGACGGAAUUCGAAAAAAGACGCCGUCUAAGCAGGUUCAUUUCCCUGCCGACCAUCAACUUACUCGUGUGCGUCCGAUGCUGACCUGGACUCACGCUCAUCGCGCUGCCCGUAGAGGCGAUUGGGAACGGUUUGCCCGCGAUGCAGACCGAUUCCGGGAAAGAAUCGACUCUACUGCUGCCAUCCUAACUCCUAUCCUAGAUCCGUUACAUCGCGAUCGCAUCCGCCAGAGAAAUUUAAAAUAUGAUAUCCAAUCGGAAACAAUUUGAAAUGAUUGCGGGCGUAGUAAGGUAUUUUUCCGCGACGUAAACAACGUUCCUGUACAGUUCUUUUUUGUGAGCAGGAAAGAAAAUGCAAAUUCUGUAUUACUAUGUGUAGGACAAUUUUUGAAGGUAAUUUUGUUCCCUGCAAAAAAAUUUUAAUGUUUCUACACUACUUUAAAUCUACUAUAGAACGCAAAACAAGAAAACACGUGUUAUGAUUCUUUCUUGGCCUUCCGAACCUAGCUUCUGUAAUAGAAAUCAAGUAUGUUUCGCAUAGAACAAACGAUUGUUAUAUUCAUUUCAAAAUAUAUCACAUUGGGUCAAAUAAUUCAACCUUGACCUCUAUGGUUCUUAUCUUUCAGAUUGUGGCAUCCUCCCAGACACUUGUCAAAGGGUCUCGAUUUCGAGACUCACAACUUGCUCGAAUUUAAGACCCAGAAAAAAGGCGGUUCUUUUUCGAUUGGACCGUUAUUGACAAAAAAAAAGACA
This is a messenger RNA of Daphnia carinata, 4920 nucleotides long. It is a transcript of the gene Klp64D, whose product is annotated as kinesin-like protein KIF3A. The transcript has 14 exons. Gene Ontology annotation, molecular function: ATP binding; microtubule binding; microtubule motor activity. The record is from RefSeq and is a predicted model, not a curated record. Bases 195 to 2261 code for a protein of 688 amino acids. Gene Ontology annotation, biological process: microtubule-based movement. Lineage: Eukaryota; Metazoa; Arthropoda; Branchiopoda; Diplostraca; Daphniidae.